Scaptodrosophila lebanonensis is the source of this 1239-nucleotide messenger RNA. RefSeq names its product protein crossbronx-like. The transcript has a single exon. NCBI's taxonomy places the organism in Eukaryota, Metazoa, Arthropoda, Insecta, Diptera, Drosophilidae. The record is from RefSeq and is a predicted model, not a curated record. The coding region runs from base 280 to 1098 and encodes 272 amino acids.
AGUGGCAAGGAGUUUCCCUUUUGCCUGCGUCUUACUUGUCAAAUUUUCAGUUUAUGUUGUACAUUCCAUUGUACUUCAUACAAAUUUCUGACAAUUCCAGACCUACCACAACACACAUACAUACAUAGCACCGGCAUAUAUUACAGGUACAGAUACAGAUACACACACCAACACACACACACACACGCAGUGCAGCCAUUUAGACCGAAGAAGGGAUAAAUUCAAAAUUCCGCGUGUUAUUAAGCAGAAUUAGAUGAGAGCCGAAAAGAGUGUCGAAAAAUGUGUCUGGAAACGCCGCAUCAGCCCAACAAAGUGCUUGACAUCAUCAGGCAGGGCUACAUCAUCCUGGCCGAGUACAAUCUGAUCGAGCAAGAGCAGCUGCGUGGCAUCUAUGCCAUUCCCAGCUAUUCGAGUGGCGUUCACUGGUUCGGUGUUAUCUUCAUAAGGAGCGGCCUCUAUGCGGAGAGCAUGUUCCGAUUCUCCAUACUGUUGCCCGACAAUUUUCCCGACGAUGUCGUCCUACCCACUGUGAUCUUCCAGACAGAUGUCUUCCAUCCGCUCAUCUGUCCGGUGACGCACAGCCUGGAUCUAACUUCCGCUUUCAGAGAGUGGCGCAAGGACGAACACCACAUCUGGCAUUUGCUCCGCUACAUUCAGGCCAUAUUCGCUGAUCCCGAGGGCAGCGUCUGCUCAGCCCAAGGCUGUGUGCGACUCAGCCAAGUGAUAAUGGGGCCCCAUCGCGAGGUCCACAACAUGGACGCCUUACGUCUGCUGGCCCGCAGUCGUAUGGAGUAUCUGGCGCGGGUCCAGCAGGGCAUCGAAUGGAGUGUUGCUCAUAUGUACGAUGAUCCGCCGACCGAUGAUCCGCACUACAUUGUGUUCGAGCCCUACAAUCCGACCCUACACCAGCAUGUGCUGGAGUGCCUCAAGAGCCGCAGCUGGCAUGAUCCGGUGGCGUCCUCAUCGCUGGCUGGCCGACUUAAGGUGGUACGCUCGAAAAGAACGCCAGGCUUCGGGCCAAACGCGUCGACGCCAGAGCAGGAAAUAGAGGAGGUACAGCAACAGGGGCCAAGUGCUGAACAAGUCCAGAUUUCGUAGCGACCUCACAAUUAAACACUUUUCUAUCCAGAUUUUGCAAAAUCGAUCAGUAAUCAAAACAGCUGACAUUUCUUUAUUCAGUAAAAGCAAGCAGAAAAUAUACAAGUAGUUCAUCUCUGGAACGGCCAAGUUAUUUUUAAA